Messenger RNA from Aphanomyces invadans, 1192 nucleotides. RefSeq lists its product as hypothetical. NCBI's taxonomy places the organism in Eukaryota, Oomycota, Saprolegniomycetes, Saprolegniales, Verrucalvaceae. The coding region runs from base 53 to 1114 and encodes 353 amino acids. The transcript is spliced from 3 exons. The record is from RefSeq and is a predicted model, not a curated record.
ACGCACUGGAUUGCCACUCCGUCAAGCCACGACAAUACUCGCCGCCACGACGAUGGACGAGUCGGGUGCAUCGACCAAGGCGCAUCUGACGAGGUAUCCGUCGCAAACAUUGUUGAUGCCUCGACGCGAACGGGCGAAACCAAUUUUCUACGGCGUCGACUCGUUCUGGCCGACGCUCAUUGACUUUUACUCGGUGCACGACGACACACGAGUGCUGUGGAGUUCCCGCGCGCAUCGCAAGACGUUUCACACACUUCAUCUGGCGUUCUCAUCCGAUUCAACCUGGGUCAUUAUCUCCUGGAGUCUCUGGUCAGCGUGGUUUUCCGCUCUCGGUGCGGGACUGUUCUUGUAUGGGAGCUACGACGAGACAGUGUUCGCUAAAGCGGCGGCUGCCGCCAACUCCGACUCCAACGAGACCCCCCUUCCCCUUGACUACCUCCACCGGUGGAUCGAUUUACCCUACUUUGUCGGCGCAUUGUCGUUCUUUGUCGCGCAACUCCUCACGUACUUAGAGGUGAUCAACUGCUGCCACGACCUCGAGCGAUGGUUACACGAGUACGUCCACGCAGAUCCACCGAUCCGCAAGAUGAAAUGGCUGGGGUUUUCGCCUUACCGCAUCGACUACUGGAGCGCGCUCCUGCAUGUUCUCGGCUGGUUCCUGUUGGUUUGUGCUCGAGGCUACAUCUACCGCGCCAAGGUCGUCUAUGGCGUUGUCCACCUUUCGAGAGGUGACCCGCGCAUCUUUUGGGGCCAUUGGGUCCCCAGCCUCGUGGGCUACUUUGCGCUCACUGUCGGCGCUUACCUCGCGCAUGUCGAGGUGAUCCAUCGGUGGUUUGUCUGCCGGCUGCAAAAGCUUGAAUUCUGGGUCACUGGCACGAACUGUGUGGCCGUCAUCUUCCUAUUUAUGUGCUCCAUUGGACAGUUCAUUGAUCCGUUCAACCUGGUCUUCUCGGACGAAGGCACGAUGAAUUCGUUCCAGGUCGGCGCCACCUUUGCGCUCGUGUCUGCGAUUCUCAUGGUCGUCGAAGUGUUUCGAUUGCACCUGCCCAUGAAGCACCCAGCUUACGGGAAAUUCGCAGCCGUCACAACCACGACGCAUUACGGGACGAUGUAGAGCGACCGAUGGGCAUCUUUUGUGUUCGAAACAUAGCGUCUUAAGCAAAUAUCACGUUGAGGAACGUUCCCUUCUUCU